UUCAGAACAAGCAACUCGCUGUAUCUCUUUAAAGUUUGAAGUCAUGCUUGUUGGAAAAGCUGCUGUAGUGUUUCUAGUAUUAGUUAAGUUAACUUACAGUGCAAAAAUUUUGUUUUUCUGUCCAUUGCCUGCUAUAAGUCAUCAAAAAGUAUACCGGUCCGUGAUAGAAGAGCUAGCUGUAAAAGGACAUGAAAUACACGUAGUAACACCGAAUCCAGUGUACAAUGAAUCCAUACCGAACAUAGUAAACUAUAAUAUAAGUAUAAUGUACGAUCUCGUGAAACAGGAAAGCAACGCAUUUAUGCUUCGAUGGUUUUUAAAUAAACCAAACUUUAUAUCUAUGAUCUUCAGGCAAGUGAUCCUGAGUUUAGGGGCUGGAGUAGCCUUAAGUGAAUUUCCAAAUUUUAAAGAGAUUCAAAGGCUAACGAGUAACCACCAGACUUUCGACGUGUGUGUUAUCGAAUGGAUUUUUCCAGGAUUCGCCGUGUAUGGCUACAAAUUUAAAUGUCCUAUGAUCGGAAUCAGUUCUGUAGGUCUUCAAAUACCUAUGCUGGACACAGUUGGAAACCCUAGUUAUCCUGUUAUUGCUCCUGACUUAGACUUACCUCUUACUAGAAGCUUAGAUUCGUUGUACGAAAGAACUUGGUCUCUAUUUUGGUGGGUAUUUACUAAACUGUAUAGUCAUUAUAUUACGCUACCCUUACUGGAUGCAAAAAUUAAAAAAUAUUAUGGAAACGACGUGCCUUAUAUAGGCGACAUACAAAAUAAUGUAAGUUUGAUACUUCUUAACAGAAACAUGAUUUUUCAUCGGAACGUACCUAAUGUUCCAGCUGUAAUAGAGUUUGGAGGAUAUAAACGGACGCCAAUUGUGGAAAACAUUUCUCCGGCUUUGAAGUCAUUUCUGGAUGAUUCCAAAAGGGGUGUAGUAUUUUUUAGUUUAGGUAGUUCUGUACCAGCAAGUCUGCUUCAAUCUCAUGUUACGAUAAUACAAGAGGCGUUUGCAAGUCUACCGUUUGAAUUUAUUUGGAAAUGGGAUCAAGAAACAAUGGAAAAUAAGCCCAAAAAUGUGUUCGUAUCCAAAUGGAUUCCUCAGUUAAUGGUUUUAAAUCAUCCGAAUGUUAAAUUAUUUAUCAGUCAAGGUGGUUUACAGUCAACAGAAGAAGCCAUAGCAGCUCACAAACCCAUUAUUGGAAUACCAUUCCAUUCUGACCAGACUACCAAUGUAGACACGUGCGUGCAUUUUGGUAUGGGUAAAAUGCUUGAUGUGAAGGAUUUAACUGUCGAAACUCUAAGAAGUUAUAUCUUGGAAGUAAUCAAUAAUAUUAGCUAUGCAGAAAAUGCUGCAAAAUUUGAUGCACUAAUGAAAGAUCAACCUCAAGACGGGCUCGAGAAAGCCGUAUGGUGGAUAGAAUAUGUAAUAAGGCAUAGAGGGGCUAAACAUCUUCGCAGUACAGCCGUAGAUCUUCCAUGGUGGAAAUAUUUAAUGCUGGAUGUUUUCGCGUUGAUACUGGCAAUUGUUCUCGCCACUGUCUUUAUUUUUUACUUUAUACUUAAAUUUUUGUUCAAAUUUGUAUCAAAAUUGUUCAAAAAGAAGUCAACGAUUAAGAAAAAAUCCGAAUAAACCCAAUUCUUCUGAUUUUAGUUGAUGAUUUAAGUUCUCUCGCGGUCACAAAAAUUAAGCAUUGUCAGGUAAUAUGAUUAUUUUAAGCUUUGAGAAAAAAGGUUAAGGAAGGAGUAUUAUAAUGCUAUCAUUCAUUUGACACAUUUGAAUUUGAUUUGAAAUUGUGUGGAUUUGUCAGUCUUUGCUGAGCUUAUUUUAUGUUAUUUAUUAUACUCCCAUUACUCGCUGACGAGUAUUCGACACACAUC
This is a messenger RNA of Sitophilus oryzae (rice weevil), 1869 nucleotides long. RefSeq names its product UDP-glucuronosyltransferase 1-7-like. Gene Ontology annotation, molecular function: UDP-glycosyltransferase activity. The record is from RefSeq and is a predicted model, not a curated record. The transcript has 4 exons. Bases 44 to 1621 code for a protein of 525 amino acids. Lineage: Eukaryota; Metazoa; Arthropoda; Insecta; Coleoptera; Curculionidae.